This is a messenger RNA of Lathyrus oleraceus (garden pea), 1170 nucleotides long. RefSeq lists its product as uncharacterized. Gene Ontology annotation, biological process: proteolysis. Bases 1 to 1170 code for a protein of 389 amino acids. The record is from RefSeq and is a predicted model, not a curated record. Gene Ontology annotation, molecular function: aspartic-type endopeptidase activity. Lineage: Eukaryota; Viridiplantae; Streptophyta; Magnoliopsida; Fabales; Fabaceae. The transcript has a single exon.
AUGCCUACUUAUGCCAAGUUCAUGAAGGACAUCAUUUCGAAGAGGCGUAUCGCCGACACCAACCCGAUUAUCCUAACCGAAACUUGUAGUGCUAUUUUGCAGGGUAUGAAGAUUCCGAUAAAGAAGAAAAAUCAAGGAGUUGUCACCAUCCCUUGUACUAUUGGAGAUAGGUCAUUCAACAAAGCCCUUAUUGAUCUAGGAGCUAGUGUGAGUCUCAUGCCGUUAUCCAUUUACAAGAAGCUUGGUAUAGGGGAUGUGCAAGAUACCAGGAUGAUACUCGAAUUCGCCGAUCAUUCGGUCAAGAAACCGUAUGGUAUUGUUAAAGAUGUUCUGGUGAAAAUUGACAAGUUUGUAUUUCUGGUUGAUUUUGUAAUUCUAGAAAUGCCAGAAGAUAAAGAGAUCCCUCACAUUCUUGGUAUACCCUUUUUGGAGACGGACAGGUGCGUAAUCAACAUAGAAGAAGGAACCAUGACGUUGAAGGUUUAUGAUGAGGAAUUGGAAAUUGAUGUCCGAAACACCAUGAAGGACAAGGAUGAUAUUUGUACCAGUCACACUAUAGAGGUUCUGGAUCAGGUGAUGACAUAUGAUAGCCCUUUGAAUGCUCCACAAUCAACUUUGGAAAGAGUGUUAAAUUUGUCCAUUUCCGACAGUGAUAAAGAAACGAACAACGGGGACUCCAAGGUGCUAGCCUUGUUGGAUGCACAACCCCCGUGGAAAGGAUCACGACCACACCAGGGGGAGGAUUUACGCCUACCUCACUCUAGUGAGGAGGAUGAAGAGCCAAAGAAAGGAACGGAGUUGAUACAACUUCCGGAGAACCUCAAAGAUGUAUUAUUAGAUUCUGAAGGAAAAUAUCCUGCUAUUAUAAACUCGAGCCUAAAGAAUGUCAAAGAAGAGAAACUCAUCCAAGUAAUGAAAGAGGUAGUCCGGAAAGAGUUGGUGAAAUUGUUGGACGCAGGUCCUAUAUAUCCUAGUUUUGACAGUACCGGGCUACAGAGAAAAGAGUUUGUCGAGGGACAAUUAGUGUUAUUGUUCAAAUCCAGAUUAAAGCCUCCAGGAAAGUUGAAAUCCAGGUGGUUGGGUCCGUUUGUGGUUCAAAAAGUGUUUCCCCAUGGAGCUAUCGAACUUAAAAAUCCAAAUAAUAGGGAUACAUUCAAGGUGAACGGAUAA